This is a messenger RNA of Python bivittatus (Burmese python), 7673 nucleotides long. The record is from RefSeq and is a predicted model, not a curated record. NCBI's taxonomy places the organism in Eukaryota, Metazoa, Chordata, Lepidosauria, Squamata, Pythonidae.
CCCAGAAACGGGGGGACUUGUAGGGAGUCCUUCAGGAGGGAAAAGGCCUUCAGGGGCUAACUCCUUGGGACAGCUGGGCCCAUGGUAGGCAGACAACACUGGAGAGGUGGGAGAAGCAGAUCCAUUUGGGGGUGCAGAAGGGCCCACAUGGGCCCCUCCUUGCAGUGGGGGCUAGCCUGAAGAGGAGGAACUUUGCUCUGCAUGGCUGGCCCAUCCCAUCCGAGCACCAAGGCCAAGCAAUUGGGCCGGGGCUCCUGGGCCUCAGCUGGGCUGUUCUGUGCCCCUGCAGGCAGUUGAGGGUGACGGUGUCCGGUUGGCAGUGAUGGAGAACGCCCUGACAGCCCGGGAUCGGGUGGGAGUGCAGGACUUUGUCCUGCUGGAAAACUUCACCAGCGAAGCAGCUUUCAUUGAAAACCUGCGGAGGCGGUUCAAGGAGAACCUCAUCUACACCUACAUCGGCUCAGUUCUGGUCUCGGUGAACCCGUACAAGGACUUGGAGAUCUACAGCAAGCAGCACAUGGACCGCUACCGUGGUGUCAGCUUCUAUGAAGUCUCCCCUCACCUCUACGCCAUCGCGGACAACGCCUACCGCUCGCUGCGGACUGAGCGGAAGGACCAGUGCAUCCUCAUCUCAGGCGAGAGCGGGGCGGGCAAGACGGAAGCCACCAAGAAGAUCUUGCAGUACUACGCCGUCACGUGCCCGGCGAGCGAGCAGGUGGAGACCGUGAAGGACAGGCUGCUGCAGUCCAACCCAGUCCUUGAGGCCUUUGGAAAUGCAAAGACCCUGCGCAAUGACAACUCCAGCCGGUUUGGGAAAUACAUGGACGUCCAGUUUGAUUACAAGGGGGCUCCCAUUGGGGGUCACAUCCUGAACUACCUCCUAGAGAAGUCACGGGUGGUGCAUCAGAAUCACGGCGAGAGGAACUUCCAUAUAUUCUACCAGCUCUUAGAGGGAGGGGAGGAAGAUCUGCUCAGGAGGCUGGGGCUAGAGAAGAGCCCCCACCAGUACCAGUAUCUUGUCAAGGGCCAGUGCGCAAAGGUCAGCUCCAUCAACGAUAAGAGUGACUGGAAGGUGGUGCGCAGGGCGUUGUCAGUCAUUAACUUCAGCGACAGUGAAGUAGAGGAUCUGCUGAGUAUCAUUGCAAGCGUGCUGCACUUGGGGAAUGUGCAAUUUACAACCGACGAACAUGGCAGUGCGCAAGUGACCACGGAAAACCAGAUCAAAUACUUGGCCAGGCUCCUGGGACUCGAAAACUCUGUUCUGCAGGAAGCGCUGACCCACAAGAAGAUCACUGCAAAGGGAGAGCAGCUGAUCAGCCCGCUCAGCUUGGAACAGGCCGCCUAUGCGCGAGAUGCUCUGGCCAAAGCAGUGUACGGGCGCACCUUCUCCUGGCUCGUGAAUAAGAUUAACAAGUCCCUCGCCUACAAGGAAACAGAGUACAUGGGUUGGAGAAGGAGUUUGACUGUGCUGGGACUGCUGGACAUCUACGGCUUUGAGGUUUUCCAGCACAACAGCUUUGAGCAGUUCUGCAUCAAUUACUGCAAUGAGAAACUGCAACAGCUCUUCAUAGAGCUCACCCUGAAGUCCGAGCAAGAGGAGUAUGAAGCGGAAGGCAUUGCGUGGGAGCCGGUUCAAUACUUCAAUAACAAGAUCAUCUGCGACUUAGUGGAAGAAAAAUUCAAAGGCAUCAUCUCCAUUUUGGAUGAGGAGUGCCUGCGACCUGGAGACGCCACAGACGCGACGUUUCUGGAGAAGCUCGAGGGGACCAUUAAGAACCACCCCCACUUCCUCACCCACAAGCUGGCCGAUGCUAAGACCCGGAAGUCCUUGGGCCGGGAAGAAUUCCGCCUCUUGCACUACGCCGGGGAAGUCACUUACAGCGUCACAGGUUUCUUGGAUAAGAACAAUGAUCUGCUCUUCCGGAACCUCAAGGAGGCGAUGUGCAACUCGGAGAAUCCCAUCAUCACCCAGUGCUUUGACAGGGCAGAGCUGACCGACAAGAAGAGGCCCGAGACGGCAGUGACCCAAUUUAAGAACAGUCUCUCAAAGCUGAUGGAGAUCCUGAUGUCCAAGGAGCCCUCCUACAUCCGCUGCAUCAAGCCGAAUCACGCCAAACAGGCUGGCCAUUUUGAUGAAGUUCUGAUUCGGCACCAAGUGAAAUACUUGGGCUUGAUGGAGAACCUGAGAGUGCGCAGGGCUGGUUUUGCUUAUCGGCGGAAAUAUGAGAUUUUUCUGCAAAGGUACAAAUCUCUGUGUCCUGAAACAUGGCCUACCUGGGAAGGGAGGCCUCAGGAUGGAGUGGCAGUCCUCCUAAGACACCUUGGCUUUAAGCAGGAAGAAUACAAGUUGGGCAGGACCAAAAUAUUUAUUCGUUUUCCCAAGACCCUGUUUGCGACAGAAGAAGCCCUGGAAAUCCGGAAGCAGAGCCUAGCCACAAAGAUCCAAGCAGCUUGGAGAGGCUUCUAUCGGCGAAAGAAAUUCCAUCAAAUGAAGCAUUCAGCCAUCACUAUCCAAGCUUGGUGGCGUGGGACUCUGGGACGCCGGAAGGCUGCCAAGAAGAAAUGGGCAGUAGAGAUAAUUCGGCGGUUCAUCAAAGGUUUCAUUUACCGAAAUUACUCCCGCUGCCCUGAGAAUGAAUACUUCCUCGACUACAUCCGUUAUUCUUUCCUGAUGAACCUGAAGCGCAAUCUGCCAAAGACUGUCCUGGAUAAGUCCUGGCCGGUGCCUCCACCAUCCCUGAGAGAGGCUUCCCAGCUGUUGAGAGAACUCUGUAUGCAGAACAUGGUUUGGAGUUACUGCAAAAGAAUCAGUCCAGAGUGGAAAAUGCAGCUCGAGCAGAAGGUGGUGGCCAGUGAGAUAUUUAAGGAGAAAAAGGACAAUUACCCACAGAGUGUUCCCAGGCUUUUCCUCAAUACCCGUCUCGGUAAUGAAGAGAUAAAUGCCAAAAUCCUUCAGGUACUGGGGAACGAGGCGCUCAAGUACGCCGUUCCUGUGAUCAAGUAUGACCGGAAAGGCUACAAGGCCCGCGCCCGGCAGCUGCUGCUCACCCAGGAUGCAGCUGUGUUGGUUGAAGAGUCCAAAAUUAAGCAGCAGAUUGACUAUGGCAACCUCACAGGCAUCUCAGUCAGCAGCCUGAGUGACAAUCUUUUUGUGCUUCAUGUACUUCGGCAGGACAACAAGCAGAAGGGAGAUGUUGUGCUGCAGAGUGAUUUUGUGAUCGAAACACUGACUAAAAUUGCCAUAAGUGCCAAUAAAGUCAACAGUGUUAAUAUCAACCAGGGCAGCAUCAAAUUCACCAUUGGACAAGGCAAGGAAGGCAUCAUCGACUUCACGUCGGGGUCUGAGCUGCUGAUAGCCAAAGCCAAGAAUGGCCACCUGGCAGUCGUGGCUCCUCGUUUGAAUUCUCGAUGAUGAUGGGCACUUCUCCACAAGGGUCCUCUUCCUCUGUUGGCUAAUUCAGUAGCUUGGCCGGAUAUUUUCCUUUGCCCCUUUAUCAGGGGAGGGGCCUUGCUUUGCCUCUGUUCUCUCUGGCUACCUAUGACUUGCACUUCCAAAGAACCCUCCUUUAGUUCUGUCCAUGGUUUUCAUCCUACUCCCACUCAAUUCAGUUUGACUGGUGGCCAUAGUGACCACAAAAAAUAAUAAGGCAACCUGCAGAGUUGUCAGCCCAUCCCAGUGAAAUGCCAAAUUUUAUACUAAAAUAUUUUAUAAAGAAAUCCUCUCCUAGGUUUUUGGGUGCUUUGUAUGAAAAUAUAACAAGCCAUAAUGUACAGAUGAAAUUUUGUAAAUAUUUCCUCCUUGUAUGGGAUGUUUGCACUAUGGAAAUUAUUUUCUUAUUUCUAAUUGGAGAAAUUGUGAUAAUCCAAGAAAUACCAUCCUUCUUGGCCUUUCUAUAUCCUCCCCCUUUCUUCUCCUGGAAAUUUUCCAAGACGUGGCAAUUGCUGGUUUGGAUGGAUUACGUCUAUCUGCACUUUGAUUCAGCCAAAGGGAUUUCAGCAAUAUCUUCUCCACAAACCGACCCUAUAAAAGAUGGGUUCGCUAUUACAGCCUUCAACAAAAUAUUCACGGUCACUAGCCUUUGCAGGGAGAUUGCCAUGGAAUGACAAGCAAAAAACAGUAAGACCUCAGAAAGUACUGAAAUGCAUUUUUGAAAACUUUAUGGUGGCUUCAAAAGUGGUACAAUCUUCAGAUUGUGAAGUUCUAAAUAUUUGGGAUUUUUAAAAAAAAUGCAUAGCUAGUAAGACACUAAGGCUGCCUUGUUACCUUUUAACUGUGGCUUCUUCAACACAUUUUCCAUUUUCAUGUGACAUGACACUGACCUAGCCCCAAAAUUUAUGCCAACCAGUUUGUUGUCCACUAUGUCGUACAGACAGGCAAUAUCUAGAGUUUGAUCACCUUUCAUGAAAACUGUUUAGUGAUUAUUGCUGCAUUUGCAAGCUAUCUUUUAAACACUGGGCUUUUUUGCCAGAUUCAGAAUUUUUAAAUUUUUAAUCAACUUAUUCAGCUUGCUUUAUUCUAGCUUUUCUUGGGAAUUCAGCUGUUCAAGGAGCCAAGUUGGUUUAUUUGUCCACUGAAAACUACCCUGAUUGAACUCAUGUUUUUUAAUUGCAAAGAAGCAUUUUCAGGACAAAGAUUUGGGAACAAGCUGCUUCAGUGGUUACGCCUGUUGAUCUGAAAUAAGCUGCUUUUUGCAUUACUCACAUAGAAUCAGUAUCAUUUUCUGUUCCAUAAAGGAUUUGUUUGUAUGUAUGCUUAAUAUACAGCUACCCAGGUUCAAACAUUGAAUUUUUCUUUCCUACCUGGUGACAAAUGCUGUGUCAUUUCUAAAAUAGGGUCUAUGCUAUAGUGUACAUAAGAUUUAAGGCUCUGUGCAGUGUGCGAUAUGAAUCAAGAUAUAUAUGCCAAAUAAAUUUUUACUAAAAUCCUUAGUUUCUUUGGUUUGUUAACCAAGCUGGAAUUCUGCAAAUUACAUCAUAGUUGACGCAUACUGCCUUAGUCGGGCCUUAUUUAAACUCGCUCCCAUCCUCCUCCUCUUCCGUAGUAAGGACUGCAGGACAGGAUUGACGCCCUGAAGAGCCCAGUGCUGGGAGACUGGUGUGCCCCACCCCCAACAGUGUCUGGGGACAGCUGCAAGAUGGAGAACAAGGAAGGAAGGCGGCCUGAUACUUUACAGGAGGGCAACCUGAGCUGGCAACUGGCUGACAGAUGCAAAAAACUUGGAAAGACUGGGUGAAAUUCGCAUAUGUUGAGGUUUUCCAAAGUGGCGUUGAGUUGCCAAUGGCCAUAUCUUACCAUGCUUUUUUUCCAGAUUGGUCUGAAGAAGCAAACUUGCACAAGCAUGAGCCAGUUAUUGCCAAGGAUCUACUUAAGGCACUAGCAGUGGAAAACAAUGAUAUGCUUAGUUGUGCAAGCAGGACCAUGUCUUGAUUACUCUCAUACUAUAAUUGAUUACAUGCCAUCAAGCCAUUGCCAACUCUCAGCAACCAUGUAGAUUUUCUCCAUGAUGAUCUGUCCCUAACCUGGCUUCCCAGGUCUUCUAAUGGUGCACCCAUUGCCAUCAUAGCUAGAACCCAUCCACCUUGCUGCUGGUUGUCCUUUUUUCUUUCCUUCCAACUUCAUAAUGAAUUCUAAAUUUAAACUGACAUUAAAGAGUUCAGGAAACAGGCAAGUGUUCUUCUCUUGAUACCAGAUUUAGUUAUUUCACAUGCUACUCAUUUAACCAUUUUUAGGCCCACGUAAUACAGUGAACCAUAAACUAAUGCCACAGGCUGGACGGCACCACAUACCAAGCUGCCUGUACCCUCAAAGCCCACCAUAAUAAAUUACUAAAGCUUCAUGUUAUGCAAAGAGUUAUUGUGUCCUUAAUUGGCCCACUCAAGCUGUGCAAUCUUUUGGAGCACACAGGCGCAAACUUAGCAUCUGUCUGAAGCUCCUUAACAUCUUUCUCGCAGCUGCUGCAGAGGGCAGCCACAUGAGUGCCAAGAAGCAACAGGACUGGUGUUGCAGAUAAGCUGCUUGCACUUCUGCACGCUCUGGAUCCUAUUGUACUCUUGAAUCUGAAUUCCUCUGCAACCUUGGGACUUAAGCAUGAAGAAAUGCAGGCCAAGAAAUCAUCCACUGACCCACAAUUACAGCCAGUUCCCUCCAUCCCAUCUCCUAUGAGCCAUGGCUGCUGCAGAAUGCCUAGGCUUGCCAUUAUUCGCGGGGCACUUCCCUUGAUACCUCAUGAUGUUAAACAAAUGACCAGAAGUGGGGGAAGACACUAAAUAAAGCAAAAAGUAGCAUUCUGGUCAACUGCAGAUUUGUCAUGGGUGACACUUUGUGAAGGGACAGGGUUCACAAGCAGCCACUUUGCAUGAACAGAGGUGCCCCUCCUUCCAGCCUGCCACUUCCUCUCUGCCCCACUGGCAGCCCACUGACUGGGGCUAGACUUUUAAGUGGAUAGCCCGUAAACAGGUCCAGCAUGUGCAUGUGCACUUUUGCAACUGGGAGAUGGCUAUGAUCAGAAGGAGCAGCAACGGCUCAGUUGGCACCUGCCUGGCUUGAGUCAAGCCUCCCAACUAUGGAGCUGCACAUUUAGCCUCCUGCCCUUUUCUGCUCCUGCCCUCUGGUUCUGGAAGUCUACGUGACCUCAACAAGCCUACAGCUUGACUCAGUCACCCAUUCAGCCACUUGAAAGAAGAGCUGUGCUCCUAAGUUUCAACUGGUCUCUCUGCCCUGCCCUGCCCAACAGAAAGGGCAAGAGAAAGAAAUCUUACAGCCGUUCAAGCUGCUGGGUAUAAGCUCCGGGAAAUCCGUUCAUGUGAAGCUGCUUCCUUGGCUCACGCUCCCCAGACACAGCAAGAGCAGCCUACACGGAGCAGAGCCUUCAACAGGCCCCCACCUUGCCCUUGGCAACACACUCCCACUGCCAGGGCUGCCCAAAAUGGGCUGUGUCCAGGAUCACCCACUUGGUCACAGAACCACUAGGCCUUAUUACUAUUUGGAAUCACUGCAGGGCGAGCCAGCUAAUCUACGGUCUGGCUGUAUCAAUUCUGGUUGUAAGAGCAGGGCCAAUGGUGGAAAAUAAGCAGCUCUGCAAAUCUGGAAGGCUUCUCGUGCUCCAAGUGAGAGGGGAAGAGGGUGCGCACUACAGCGCACGCAGAGGCUGCGCAUCCCCACCUCCCUGCCCCACCCGAUGGUGUUUUUGCAUUUGGUAAAACCAGGGAUUAAGAAACAGUAUCUUGGAAGUCAGUAUGCCGUAAAACAAGAGUCUCCAGUGACAGCAGUUUUCCAGGAAACUUCUAGCCUAAGGAAGGUGCCUGCCAAUUUAACACGGCCAAACCCAUGUGUGUGUAGCUUCCAUAGGAGCAGGGAAACUGCCUUCUUACACAUGCGUAUUUUGUAACUGCUCUCCAGCAGCACUCAGGGCACGCUCUGAGCACUCCCAAUGGCGCUCUGGCAAGAGGUGAAAGGCUUGCUCGAUGCUGGAUUACAACUGAAAGAUUUCCCACUUUUGAAAGGCUUUUGCAGAGAGGGCGCCAAGGUGCAGAAUCUUUACACAGUAUUUUAUUUAUCCAACAGACUUGCUGCUCAGUCCAAAGGGGAAUCCCAAAUGAAACUAAAAGGCAAGGAUACAGGUCAGACCAGAGGUAUGUGAUAAGGCAUUCACAGAAAAAAAAAAAGAGCCAAA